Molecule: messenger RNA, 1935 nt
Organism: Colletes gigas
Lineage: Eukaryota; Metazoa; Arthropoda; Insecta; Hymenoptera; Colletidae
Exons: 3
Coding region: 162-623 (153 amino acids)
Source: RefSeq, a predicted model, not a curated record
CCGAGAGAGUCCAUUUUUCUAUCCUUGUCCCAAUCGAGUUCGGUGCGAAUUGUGUAAACAUCUCGCCCGUGUAGAAUCACGAGCUACGAACGCAAAUAGUUUAUCAAACGUACCUAGUUCAUUCACGAAAACCGAACCGUAGAAGUUAGGCAAAACGAGCAAUGGCGGCCGCAGGAAGCGCAAACGUUUGCACAAUUUUGCAAAAGCUUGGCCUUAAACCGAUUACAAAGUCUAGCAUCCAGAAAUUUUACGUCCCGGCUUUCGGUGUUGCUUCGUACAGCGCAUUGUCGGUCAAUGUGAUGAAUCCAAAUCUUGUCAUCAGGGUAUUUCCAAAGAAAGACAUCACUAACAUUUUACUGAGUAGUGCUCUAAUUGGUAUCAGCACAUACAUAUAUUCCCGUGAACAUAUGAAUAAGGCUCCUACGAGUGUACGAAUUGCAUAUAGCGUUGCUGGUGCUGUAUUGCUGAGUUUUGGAUCGGUUUUAGUAUGGGCAGUAUUACGGUCUGUUGUACCACCUAAUCCUACAGUGUGUACAAUAACUGGUAUUGGUUCUGGUCUUGCAUUCAUCAAAGUUGGAUCUAGUUAUCUGAACUUUGUCGAUGAACAAGUACAAAAGAAGUAGAUUUGAUUCUCAUUAUUAACAUACCAUCAAUGUGUAUUAAAUGCAUCUAUACAAAAAUUUGCAAUAAUGUAAUGAAAUAGUGGAUUGAACCAAGAGUAAGAGAAAAAAAUGAAAAAAAAAAAAUGUAACGUUAAGCAAAGAAUUUUUAAAUGUCUACAAAUUUCUACAUUUUGUAUAGUCUUUGCUUCGUAAAUGGCAGAAGAUUAUGGGUCAAAAUGUGUUCAAUAUAAUCUUUAACUACUUUGUUUUUGUUCUUGAUUCGUUAUUGGCAAGAUCUGAUAGGUACUUCGUAGGCGCAAAAAUAUUAUUAGAAUUUACAUGGAAUGUCUAAAUAAUGAAAAGUGAUUUCUGUUAUUGCAAAAUAUACCUCACAUUAUAUAUUAGCACUGCCGUACACGCAUACGGAGUUGUGACUUAUGUAUCCAGUGACCAAAACUAUGGGAAAAGAACAAAGCUGGAUUUUUGAAUUUGAAGUGGCUUUAUAAUAUUUAUGCAUUUUAUAAGGUGUACAAUAUGCCUAUCCAAAUAAUUGAAUAGCAGUAGUAAUUGUGCUGUGUAUGUGCACAUUUGUUUGCAAUUGUAUUAAAUAUUGCGAAACAGAACAAAUUAAACGAUUUUGUUGCAAACGAAGAAUUACGUAUUAUAAUUAUUUUCGUAUAAUCGUAACUGUAACAGAUUUAUAUUUAUUGCUGUGCGUUUGCACGGUUCGUUGAUAAGAAAGUUGUUCGGAAUUAAUUUAAAUUUAAUUAAUGUGCGAUCUUACAAAUGCAUAGAAAAGUGCAUUCACCAAAACUGAAUAAUAUUGUAUCACUUGUAUAAUAAACUCUGUUAUUAAACACAAACUGAUGUAUUUAUCAGUAUGUUCGCAUACUACUAAGAAUGAGGAAAAGCAUCAUUGUUUUCUUAUCAAAGUUUUACAAUUUAUUAUUAAGUUUUGCAGUAGACAAAAUAGAGUUGUACAAUAGCGUAUGAAGAUAUUAUUUGCUGAAGGAUAAAUUGUACAUAGAAACCAGUCAUACCCUACAUUCGAAUAAUAGUACUCGCACAAUACUGUGUUUAAGAUGAUAAUAAAUAAUAAAAGUGUGAUAAUAAGCAUUCGAAAUAUGUAACAGUUUCUAUGAUCAGAUAACUCAAGUUUUGUGCAGUUUUAGUUACAAACUAAAUAGUUAUUCUACGGGAAAUGAUAAUGAACCUAUGUACGAUGUGUAUUUAGCUCUGAGAAGCUCCUGAUCUUAGUUGAUUAUGUAUCAUACACAAUAUCAAAGAUUAAAUUAGAUGAAGAACAUAUAAAUAUUGACAGGUACAAAGUAGA